AUGAAGAAGUUGCAGGACUCGGGAACUGGAAAAAAUCCAAAGGAAGACGUAAAGCGCAAGGCUGAGCGUCAACCUGUCCCAGGAUUGCUGAACGAACGCGAUGAACGAAGUGAACCAAAACCAUCUGUUCCAGAAGUAUCUUUUGAGGAAACGCCACAAAGAGUUGAUAACAGGAAGGGCGGCAAAAUACCUGCUAGGUCCAAGAAAUGGAAGCAUACACAGGAGGAGAGAGACGGACUAGUGAUUGCACUAAUAGUCCAGAUGGAGGAGUUGUCCUCAGUCUCGAAAGAUGUCUUGCUGAUGAACCACUUAGAUAGACACGUCCAUGAACUUGAAGCGGCCACAAAGGACAAUUUGAAAAAGGUCAUCGAAAGAGUAAAACAGUGCCGCUGUCAAGAGCCAAAAACGAAGAAAGAAGAGACGCCAAAGCCUCGCAUUGGCCAGAGAAGACUGAAAAAGUUGAUGGCAGAAAAGAGACGAUUAUUGAAGGCACUUUAUGUACAAGUAGAAGGCCUUGAGCCAGUCAAAGAAAACGUCUAUAUGAUAUAUCACUUGGAUGGUCACAUAUUGGACCUCCAGCUGGCUGGAAAAGGCGCGAUGGGCGCAGUCUUAGAAGAGACCAAGAACUGCAAAUGUCAAGCCUAUCGAGAGGACAACGGCAAAGGAAAAGAGAACAGAAAAUGGAAGAAACUGAUAGACAAAAGUAACGACUUAAUCUAUGAGCUGAUGGUCCAGGUUGAAAGAAUUGAUCCAACCUCGGCAAAUUUCGAGGCGAUAGCUCACCUGGAGGGUCACAUCUGGGACCUGGAAGAGGCUGAGAAUGUCGAGCUUAAAUCGAAGAUCAAAAAUACGAGAAAAUGCUCAUGUCAAGCUGCACUGCCAAAGAAGAAGAAGAAGCCACGCUAUAGGAAGAGGGACUGGCAGAACCUUCUGAUAGAAAGGAAUACUUUGAUAGAGGAAUUGUCUGGACAAUUAAAAGCUCUUGAUGGCAAUUCCGAAGACUAUUUAUUCAUGAUAGUGCACUUGCAGAAGCACCAGUGGCUCCUCCAGAGAGCAAAGGUGGAAGACAUGGAGUUCCUGGUAGGAAAGGUACAAAAAUGCUGGUGCCAGAAACAUGGAACUGAUGAACCUGAAAGUUCCACACAAGAAAUGCAGAGCCUUAUAGAAACUUCGUCCAAUCAUGACUCCGACACAGAGAACUCGUCCUAUCAUGAAUUUGAAGACAGGCCAGACGAGUUCCAUUAUGAGUCUGGAGACAUAACAGAGGAGUUCCAUUAUGAGUCUGGAGACAUAACAGAGGAGUUCCAUUAUGAGUCUGGAGAAUCAUCCCAAGAGACUCCCGUGACUCCCAAAUCACUCCUCUUAAAGGAACUCGAAAGGGUAAAGAUGGAACUAAUUCAAAAGUUGAAUAAGUGGGACGAAGUGAUAGAGACAAAGACGGCUAAAGAACAAUUAAGUAAUGAGAGACGCGCCCUUCUAGUUGAAAGAGAACAUUUCAACGAUGAAAAGAAAGACCUCGAAAUUCAACGAAAGGAGUUCGAGGAAAGGAAGCAGGCCCUCGAAUUGGAUUACUUUACCACGAGAGAAGAAAUUGAUAGACAACGUGAAGACCUCAUGAAGGAACAAGAGAUAUUGAGAUGGGAAUGGGAAGCCUUCCAGAUAGAGAUGGGGGCAUUCUGUUUGGAAAUGACGAACAAGAGAGAAGAACUGCGAAAAGAAAAAGAAGCCCUCUUCAUGGACCAACACAUUCCAUAUACGGAUCGACAGGCCUUAGAUUUGGAUUGGGAAGUCUUCCAGAGAGAAAAGGAAGCUUUCGAAAAAGAAAGAGAAAAUCUCAUACUAGAAAGAGAGAAGCACGAAAAAAAUGUGCGAGAAUUCAAUUCGAGAAAAGAAAAAAUCAGGAAAGAUCUGGAGGCAGCAGGUGCCAAAUUGAUCACAGAGAAGAAACUCAUUGAUGAGGACAGAUUCCUCCUGAAGAAAGAAAAGGAGCUGCUCCAGAGGAAAAGUGAUAACUUCACCAAGGAGAAAACAGAAUUCCCUCGAGAGCCUAAAACUCAGUGCAAAAAUGAAUGGAAAAAACAACAGGGUAAUAAGGUUGGAAACCUUGAGAGAAGAUUGGUGGAAUUAGAGAGUCAAUUAAACAUACUGGAAGCAAAAACUCCUGACUAA
Molecule: messenger RNA, 2169 nt
Organism: Macrobrachium nipponense
Lineage: Eukaryota; Metazoa; Arthropoda; Malacostraca; Decapoda; Palaemonidae
Product: centrosomal protein of 290 kDa-like
Exons: 1
Coding region: 1-2169 (722 amino acids)
Source: RefSeq, a predicted model, not a curated record